Messenger RNA from Papaver somniferum (opium poppy), 1221 nucleotides. RefSeq lists its product as uncharacterized. Lineage: Eukaryota; Viridiplantae; Streptophyta; Magnoliopsida; Ranunculales; Papaveraceae. The record is from RefSeq and is a predicted model, not a curated record. The coding region runs from base 1 to 1221 and encodes 406 amino acids. The transcript is spliced from 3 exons.
AUGGAGUUCUUUAAAGCUGUCUGGGACAUUAUUAAAGAAGAUUUAAUGUUAGUCAUUAAGGAGUUUGAGCAUUCUGGUACAUUAGAUUGGAGACUGAAUUGUACCAACAUCAUUUUAAUUCCCAAGUGUGAGGGUGAUGUUAACAUGAAUGAUUUCAGGCCUAUAAGCCUAGUUGGAGGUGUUUACAAAAUCAUCAUUAAAUUGUUGGCAGAUAGAUUAAAAGUAGUGCUACCUACUAUAAUUUCUGAUUUUCAAGGAGCAUUUGUAGAUAAUAGGCAAAUCACAGAUGGCAAUCUUAUUACUUCUGAGAUUAUUGAUUCAAGAGAGAGAGAUAAUAAUCCAGGUUUGGUUGUGAAGGUUGACUUCCAGAAGGCUUUUGACAGCAUUAAUUGGGGGUGUUUGGAUUAUGCUUUAUCAAGAUUUGGUUUUGGAACUAAAGCUGCCACUUUGGAUUUAAUCUCUGGUUUCAGGCCUGCUCAUGAUGCUGCUGCUGUGAAUCAUUUACAGUUUGCAGAUGAUCUUAUUUUCUUCUUAGAGGAUAAGGUGGAACAGAUUGUUAAUUUGAAGAAUAUUUUGUUAGCUUUUGAGCUAAUUUCAGGUAUGAAGGUGAAUUUCAAAAAAAGUGCAAUUGUUGCGGUGGGUCCUGCUCAGUCUGCAGCUGAUAGUGCUAUCAGUUUUGGGUGUCAGCUUGCUGCUUUUCCUAUGAAGUAUCUUGGUAUACCCUUGGGAAGUAAAUCCAAAUCAGUGGGAGUAUGGGAGAAAAAGAUGGAUAAGAUAAUGAGAUAUUUCUUGUGGGGAUCUUCAAACAAGAAAACUAAAAAGAGUUGGGUUGGUUGGAGGAAUGUAAAUCUACCAAAAGAGGGAGGUGGUGUUGGUAUUAAAAAGUUAAGACUGAUGAACAAAGCAUUACAUGCUAAAUGGGUUUGGAGAUAUGGAGUUGAAGAUAAGGCUCUUUGGAGGAAUAUAAUGAAUCAGAAGUUUGGAGGUAAUCCUAAAGCUUUUUUUCCAAACUCAACUACAAAUGUAGUUGGAAAAAGAUUAUGGACUAGAAUUCUAAAGAGUAGUUCUCAUGUUUUAAACAGUACUGCUUUACAUAUUAAUAGUGGUGACAAAUGCUUGUUUUGGAAGGAUCAGUGGGCAAAUGGUUAUUCUUUGAAAAACUUAUUUCCCGCUCUUUACAAAAUCAGCAGAUCAAAAGAUGCUACUCUACAAGAUUUAUAA